Lathyrus sativus (Indian pea) is the source of this 1578-nucleotide messenger RNA. Lineage: Eukaryota; Viridiplantae; Streptophyta; Magnoliopsida; Fabales; Fabaceae. The record is from the annotation of a GenBank genome assembly.
AUGUCGCUACGACCAAAUGUAAGAACCGAUGCUCGCCGUAACCGUUACAAGGUCGCCGUCGACGCCGCCGAUGGCCGCCGGAGACGUGAAGACAGCAUGAUCGAGAUUCGCAAGAGCAAACGUGAAGAAAGCUUGCAGAAGAAGCGUCGCGAAGGCCUUCAAUCUCAGGAGCAGUUCCCCACUCUCGACAAGAAGCUAGAGAGUCUUCCUUCAAUGGUUGCCGGCGUUUGUUCUGACGAGAGUAGUGCUCAAGUGGAAGCCACCAUACUGUUUCGGAAGCUACUUUCAAUUGAACGGAAUCCUCCUCCGAUUGAUAAGGUUAUUCAAUCUGGUGUUGUGCCACGUUUGGUUGAGUUUCUUGCCAGAGAGGAUUUCCCUCGACUCCAGCUUGAGGCUGCAUGGGCUCUGACAAACAUAGCAUCUGGAACUUCUGAGAACACUAAAGUGGUGGUUGAUCAUGGAGCAGUUCCUGCAUUUGUCACGUUGCUUAAUUCACCUAGUGAGGAAGUUCGAGAGCAGGCCGUGUGGGCUUUGGGAAAUAUUGCUGGUGAUUCCCCGUGGCAUCGCGAUCUAGUGCUUGGUCAUGGUGCUCUUAUCUCACUAUUAGCCCAGAUGAACGAUCAAGCCAAACUUUCAAUGCUGAGAAAUGCCACAUGGACUUUAUCAAACUUUUGUAGGGGAAAGCCACAACUUCCAUUUGAGCUGGUGAGACUUGCUCUUCCAAUUCUUGGGCGUUUGGUUUUUUCGGAUGAUGAAGAAAUUUUGGCGGAUGCUUGCUGGGCUUUAUCAUACCUUUCUGAUGACUCAAAUGAUAAAAUACAAGAAAUUAUUGACGCAGGUGUAUCUGGCCGACUGGUGCAGCUCCUUCAACACCCGUCUGCUUCAGUGUUGGUUCCUGUUGUUCGUACAGUGGGAAAUAUGGUGACUGGAGAUGAUAUGCAAACUCAGGUGAUGGUUGAUUAUGGUGCACUCCCUUGCCUUUUAAACCUAUUGUUACAACCUCUUAAAAAAUGCAUCAAGAAAGAAGCUUGUUGGGCUGUAUCCAACAUUACAGCAGGAAAUAAGGAACAAGUACAGGCUGUUAUUGAAGUCGGUCUUAUUCCUCCGCUUGUGAGUCUUCUUCAAAAUGCAGAUUUUGACAUAAAAAAGGAAGCUGCUUGGGCAACAACAAAUGUUGCAGCUGGUGGAAUUCCUGAGCAGAUCAAGUACUUGGUGGAUCAAGGUUGCAUAAAACCACUAUGUGAUUUGCUUCUUUGCCCCGAUCCAAUAGUUAUUGCGGUCUGUUUGGAGGGCCUACAGAAUAUUUUGAUUGCCGGAGAAGUAGAGAAGAGUCAACGUGACUCUGAAGAUGCCAACUUGUAUGCUCAGAUGAUAGAGGAUUCGGAGGGAUUGGAGAAGAUUGAAAGCCUACAGAAUCACGACAACAAUGAAAUAUAUGAGAAGGCUGUUAAACUUCUUGAAACAUACUGGUGUGAAGUGGAAGAUGAUAUACUACCAUCAGGCAAUGGUGAUCAAUCUGGUUUCAACUUUGGAAGCAAAGAGCCUUUAUUACCAUCUGGUGGAUUCAACUUCUGGUGA